CGUUUGUUAGAGUCCGUCACAAAUAUUAAAAUAACUCAAUGUAUGUGUUUAACAAAGUUUUAAAUUAAAUUACUACCGUGAAUGAAGUCCACGAUUUUAGCAUUCAUAUUGGUGCUAAUAAUGGCCGCCAGCUAUUAUAGAGAAGCCAACGGCCAGGCGUACGGCGUGAACUACAACCGCUAUAAUAGUGGUCUAUACGGGCGCUCCAACUAUAACGCCCGUUACGGAGGUGGUCAAUACACGCCCGACUAUACCGGCUAUACUAACCAAUACUACAACCCAUAUAAUAAUUAUCAAUACUAUGCAUACUCAUACCCAUAUUCUCGUCUGUACGGUUACCCAGGAUAUGGCACCUAUGGCUAUAACCCCUAUGGCAAUACGUACGGGACAUAUGGCGCCGGAUACGGGACUGGUUACGGAGCUGGUGGUGUAGGUGCUGGUGAA
Oppiella nova is the source of this 444-nucleotide messenger RNA. NCBI's taxonomy places the organism in Eukaryota, Metazoa, Arthropoda, Arachnida, Sarcoptiformes, Oppiidae. The record is from the annotation of a GenBank genome assembly.